CCUUUCCGUGCUUGUUUGGUCUCUUUCUCUCUCUGCGCCGCGUUCUCUUCUCUCCUGGAUUCAGCAAAAUCGAACUUAUUCGAUUUUUUUUUCUUUCAUCUUCUUCGUCUGAUUUCGUCUAAACGCUACUUCUUGAUCCAAGGCCAAAGUAUGGAGCUUUCUGAUCUAAACAACGGCAAAAGCACCAAACCAAAGCAGCCUCCAAAACGUUUCAUCAAGAACCAAAUCCCUGACUCAGUCCUCAAUGAUGCGUCCCUCAACGCUGCUAUUUCAAUCCUCCCUUCAAUUUAUCAGUUUGAGGUCCACAAAUGCGUUUGGAGGAUCAAAUCAUCGAAUGCUAAACGCAUCGCUCUGCAGCUUCCUGAGGGUCUUCUUAUGUACGCCCUCACUCUCUCUGACAUCUUCACAUCUUUUGCUGGAGCCUCUCACUGUUUUGUUCUCGGUGAUGUCACUUAUGGAGCUUGCUGUGUUGAUGAUUUCUCUGCCUGUGCUCUUGGUGCUGACUUGCUCAUUCACUAUGGACAUAGUUGUCUUGUCCCUAUUGACUCUACCAAAAUCCCUUGCCUUUAUGUCUUUGUCGAGAUACAGAUCGAUGUCAAAUGCCUGUUGAACACUAUCCAUCUUAAUCUCUCGAGUGAUGCCAAGAACAUCAUUCUUGCAGGCACAAUUCAGUUUACUUCGGCCAUUAGAGCUGUGAAACCUGAGUUAGAGAAGCAAGGUUUCAAUGUUUUGAUCCCUCAGUCAAAGCCUUUAUCGGCUGGUGAAGUCCUUGGUUGUACAGCUCCCAAGAUUAAGACAGUUGAGGAUUGUAAAGACCAAGUACUGGUCUUUGUAGCUGACGGGAGGUUCCAUCUAGAAGCAUUCAUGAUAGCCAAUCCGAAAAUCAAGGCGUUUAGGUAUGAUCCAUAUCUGGGCAAGCUGUUUUUAGAGGAGUAUGAUCACAAGGGAAUGAGGGAGACGAGAAGGAGGGCAAUUGCACGGGCCAGGGAUGCAAAAACUUGGGGGAUUGUGCUGGGGACAUUGGGACGGCAAGGGAAUCCCAAGAUUCUCGAGAGGUUAGAGAAGAAAAUGAGGGAGAAAGGGAUAGAUAGUACAGUUGUUUUAAUGUCGGAACUUAGCCCCACAAGAGUAGCAUUGUUUGAAGACUCUGUGGAUGCGUGGGUCCAAAUAGCAUGCCCAAGGCUUUCAAUUGAUUGGGGUGAGGCCUUUCUUAAGCCGCUUCUGACAACUUUUGAGGCUGAGAUUGCUCUAGGAUUCAUCCGCGGUUGGUGGGAGAAGGAUACUUCGAGCAGAGGAGAUUCUUUGUCUGGCUGUUGCAAAGAGAAGAAAGAAACAAGUUGUGCGUGUAGUAAUGAAAACGUGGAAAAUGAUAAGAAAGACGACGAUGGAGCACUCGAUGGAGACUAUCCAAUGGAUUAUUACGCACAAGAAGGUGGAGAAUGGAAUUCUUCAUAUCUCAAGAAGUCAUCUCGUCCCGUUCGAAGAAACCCUUUACCUUCUUCUAUAGUUUAAAAUGCUGGAGGUUGUGACAGAGUAAAUUCACAACUGAUAAUUACCCAAGUCGGCAAAUGGGUUUAUAACUUUCCUGCUGAAGAAUGUUUACUUGGGGAGUAGUUGAAGUGAAACUGUCGACUGUGUUUGAGACUUUGACAGAACUUGAAGAGUGAAGCCUCAUGCACAGUUUUGAAACAAGUCGUGAGGAUUAAAAGGGAUGUUUGUAAAGAGAGGUUACAACACUUGUUUCUCUCAUUUACUGAGAUUUUGUCUGCUCAUUUUUUGUAUUGAUACAACAAAAUUAGUGAUAAAAGUGAAAAAUUUAGGACCCUAUGUUUCUCUGCCUGUAGUGAAAACUGAUGAUGUUAUGUUGCAGUCGGACCAGGUUUGGUUUUGAUAAUGAAGUUUCUGGUUUGAUCGGGGAAGA
Molecule: messenger RNA, 1921 nt
Organism: Capsella rubella
Lineage: Eukaryota; Viridiplantae; Streptophyta; Magnoliopsida; Brassicales; Brassicaceae
Product: 2-(3-amino-3-carboxypropyl)histidine synthase subunit 1
Exons: 2
Coding region: 151-1512 (453 amino acids)
Biological process (GO): protein histidyl modification to diphthamide
Molecular function (GO): 2-(3-amino-3-carboxypropyl)histidine synthase activity
Source: RefSeq, a predicted model, not a curated record